UCCAGUCUUCCGCGGAUGACUAACCAUCAGGCUGUGCGCACCACGUUAUAUUCCUCUUCCAUCGCUCAACCAUCACUCGUCUUCUUCACUGCAAGAAUGACACCUGCAGUAGAAAACCCUCCGGCCGAAGAAGAGGCGAAUGCUGAAGUUAUCUCAGGAACAGAAAGUGACAGUGACGAUGAAUUACCAGAACUCGAGGAAGGAGAUGCUGGCCAGCCUAAUAUAACGAGUGAUGUAGCUGCUGCUGCAGGAUUGACAGAAGAACCAGUCAGUAAAGCCAGACAAAGCCGAGGCGAAAAAAAGGCCCGGAAAGCAAUGUCAAAACUUGGACUUAAAGCUGUUCAAGGAGUUACCAGAGUAACAAUAAGAAAAUCCAAAAAUAUACUAUUUGUAGUUAACAAGCCUGACGUUUACAAGAGUCCAGCUUCAGACACUUACAUUGUGUUUGGUGAGGCAAAGAUCGAAGAUUUAAGCCAGCAAGCCCAAGUGCAGGCUGCUGAAAAAUUCAAGGCACCCCAGCCAGCUCCUGUCAUCCCAGAAGCAAAGGCAGCUGCUAUUGAACAGGAGGAAGAAUCUGAAGAGGAAGAGGUUGACGAAAGCAAGGUAGAAGAUAAAGACAUUGAACUUGUGAUGCAGCAGGCCAAUGUGUCCCGAUCUAAGGCUGUCAAAGCUUUGAAAAACAACGACUGUGAUAUUGUCAAUGCCAUUAUGGAGCUGACAAUGUGAAUGAAGGAUGAGGCAACAACUUUUAAAAAAUUUACCCUCUCUCUGUACAGGAUUUUGAGUCUUUGUUUUCUUUGGUCAAAAAAAAACUAUGGGAAUAAAAUAGCUGUUAUUAAUUUG
Messenger RNA from Orbicella faveolata, 843 nucleotides. Its product is annotated as nascent polypeptide-associated complex subunit alpha-like. The record is from RefSeq and is a predicted model, not a curated record. Lineage: Eukaryota; Metazoa; Cnidaria; Anthozoa; Scleractinia; Merulinidae. Gene Ontology annotation, cellular component: nascent polypeptide-associated complex.